Ostrinia furnacalis (Asian corn borer) is the source of this 1066-nucleotide messenger RNA. RefSeq lists its product as uncharacterized. The transcript has 4 exons. NCBI's taxonomy places the organism in Eukaryota, Metazoa, Arthropoda, Insecta, Lepidoptera, Crambidae. Bases 58 to 630 code for a protein of 190 amino acids. The record is from RefSeq and is a predicted model, not a curated record.
CAUGGUAGCGUGAUUAUUUGCACUUUUAAUAAAAAAAACAAAAAUUUUUGCCUAAUUAUGUCGGAUUCAUCUGAUAACGAGGACUUAUCUCGCUUCAGAGAAGCUGUGGAUACAUCUUUCACUACACUGAUUGAUCAAUCACGGGGUAAAAAGCCAGAACAAAGCAAAGCAAAAGAGGUACCAGAAUUAAAAUCUGAACGAUAUCUGGAGGUAGCAAGUCACUACAACGAUGUGAAGGUACCAGCAGAGAUGCAGAAGCAGAUUGGCGCCAAAAUAUCAGCGAUAAUUGAUAAGAAGAUAAAGUUUGUGGAUGUUGAAAAUAAUUUUAAGAAAAGGAAAAUCAAGGGUGGUGUAAAAUUAUUUAGGGACUCUUCGGAGUACCUAUCCCAUGAAGACGCUAAGGACACAUACACAGAGUCACACAACGCUGAGGCCAAGAAGCUUAGAAAAAAGAAGAAGGAUACUGAAGACAAUAAUAUGGAUGAGAAUGAAAAACUGAAUGCUACUGUUGUAAGUGGGGAAUAUGUUUUAUCCAAAGAAGAAACAAAAUGUUGGAAAUCACGAAGGAAAGAAAAAUUAUUCAAAUACAAAUCUCAAGGCAAAAGUAAGAUUUUGACUGCUGUAGAAUAAAAAGUUGUAACACGACGACGCGCCGCCCGCGCUCGAUGACGCAGCGCCGCCCGCGCUCGAUGACGCAGCGACACCCUGCCCCGCACGCGGCGGCCCCGCUACGGACGGAGCAUAUAAAAGGCGUCGACGCCGUACAGAGGCCAGUCUGCGUUCGGAGCGUUCUGGGCGCACAUCUCUGCAUCGACUUAGGUCGGUCUUUGAAUGCGCCUGAUUCUCCCCGAGCAUAGGCUACCCCGCGCGUAUAUUGUCGUUCCCGUGUUGGCUUCGUUAGCGAACCGCACGGCGUUCUAUAAUAUACGUUGCUAUACUUCGUUCCCCAAUACUUAGCCCUCUUAUCUUAACUAGCCGGUUUAUCAUUGUUAUUAAAUUAAUAGUUUGCAACUACUUAUUAGUUACUUUUCUUUGUUGAUACAAUAUACUUUAUUUUAAAUUAUAA